This is a messenger RNA of Lodderomyces pseudojiufengensis, 759 nucleotides long. It is a transcript of the gene PRE9, whose product is annotated as proteasome core particle subunit alpha 3. Gene Ontology annotation, cellular component: proteasome core complex; nucleus; cytosol. The record is from RefSeq and is a predicted model, not a curated record. The coding region runs from base 1 to 759 and encodes 252 amino acids. The transcript has a single exon. Lineage: Eukaryota; Fungi; Ascomycota; Pichiomycetes; Serinales; Debaryomycetaceae. Gene Ontology annotation, biological process: ubiquitin-dependent protein catabolic process.
AUGUCUAGGAGAUAUGAUUCAAGAACAACAAUUUUUUCACCAGAAGGUAGAUUAUAUCAAGUAGAAUAUGCACAAGAAGCCAUAUCAAUGGCAGGAACAGCAUUAGGAAUAGUUACAAAAGAAGGUAUAAUAUUAGCUUGUGAAAAAAAAAUUACUUCAAAAUUAUUAGAUAAUGAUGGAUCAAGUGAAAAAAUUUAUAUUAUAAAUGAUCAAUUAAUAUGUGCUGUAGCUGGGAUGACAUCUGAUGCUUCCAUAUUAGUAAAUAAUGCAAGAAUUCAAUCUCAAAAUUAUUUAAAAUUAUAUAAUGAAGAAAUUCCUUGUGAAAUUUUAAUUAAAAGAGUUUCAAAUAUAAAACAAGGUUAUACUCAACAUGGUGGAUUAAGACCAUUUGGUGUUAGUUUUUUAUAUGCUGGUUGGGAUAAUCAUUAUCAAUAUCAAUUAUAUACAUCAAAUCCAAGUGGAAAUUUUUCAGGUUGGAAAGCAACAUCAAUUGGAGCAAAUACUUCACAAGUUCAAACAUUAUUAAAAAAAGAUUAUAAUGAUAAUUUAACAUUGGAAGAAGGAAGUGAAUUAGCUAUAACAAUAUUAUCAAAAACAAUGGAUUUAUCAAAUUUAAAUUCUGAUAAAAUUGAAAUUGCAACAUUAUCUUUUAAUGAAAAUAAAUCAAAAUUAAUUAAAAAAAUUUGGAAAUCUAAUGAAAUUAAUGAAUUAAUUAAAAAAAGCGGUGUUUUAAAUGAUAAAAUUGACACUGAUGAUUAA